Messenger RNA from Nicrophorus vespilloides, 1147 nucleotides. RefSeq names its product enoyl-CoA hydratase, mitochondrial (gene Echs1). The transcript is spliced from 3 exons. Gene Ontology annotation, molecular function: enoyl-CoA hydratase activity. Lineage: Eukaryota; Metazoa; Arthropoda; Insecta; Coleoptera; Silphidae. The coding region runs from base 152 to 1033 and encodes 293 amino acids. Gene Ontology annotation, biological process: fatty acid beta-oxidation. The record is from RefSeq and is a predicted model, not a curated record. Gene Ontology annotation, cellular component: mitochondrion.
ACAUGAUGGAUGGAUAUGUGUGUGCGGUGUUUUGUAGCAGGGUCAGAUAACGUUGAAGGACUUUGUCCCAAUCUACAGAGAAUGUAGCAGGAAAGCAAGCGCGCCGAGAGAGAACAGCCUGCAGUUCGUAGAUUCCGAUCACGCAGUAAACAUGGCAGGCAGGACCAUCGCUAAGUUGCUCUUCAACCAGGCCCAAUCCAAUGUGAUCCGGCCGCAAUUCGCUAACAGCGUUAAAUUCUACAGUGCAGCUCCCAGCUACGAGUUUAUUAAGGUCGAGAAGGUCGGCGAGAAGAAAAAUGUUGGUCUGAUCACAUUGAACAGACCGAAGGCGUUGAACGCCCUCUGCAACGGUCUGAUGACCGAGGUGAGCAACAUCAUCGAAGACUUCGAGAAGGACAAUUCCGUCGCCGCCAUCGUCAUCACCGGAAGCGAGAAGGCUUUCGCCGCCGGCGCCGACAUCAAGGAGAUGCAGAACAACACCUACUCGAAAUGCAUCAGCGGAAACUUCUUGUCGCAUUGGAACCGCGUCGCCGAUUGCACGAAGCCAGUGAUCGCCGCAGUCAACGGUUACGCCUUGGGAGGCGGCUGCGAGUUGGCCAUGAUGUGCGACAUCAUCUACGCCGGUGAAACAGCCAAGUUCGGACAACCGGAAAUCCUCUUGGGCACCAUCCCCGGAGCAGGUGGUUCUCAGCGUCUGCCCAGGUACGUCGGUAAGUCGAAGGCGAUGGAGAUCGUCCUCACCGGUGAUCAGGUGAACGCCGUCGAAGCUGAGAAGAUGGGUCUCGUCAGCAAGAUCUUCCCUGUUGGAGAACUCGUCAGUCGGGCUAUUAAAUUGGGCGAGAAGAUCGGCAAGAACUCGCCGCUCAUCGUGAGCAUGGCCAAGGAGUCCGUCAACACCGCCUACGAAACCACUUUAGCCGAAGGUCUUCACUUCGAGAAGAGGACUUUCCACGGUACCUUCGCAACCAAAGACCGUAUGGAAGGCAUGACCGCAUUCGUCGAGAAGCGUCCGGCCAACUUCACCAACGAAUAAAAGCAGGGCAUACAUAAGUAAACAAACACUAAUAUACUGAUCGAAUUAUUCUCUUUUGUAUACAAUUUAUAAUGUAAUAAAUUUACAAUUUUCUUACGUCGAUUUUACCAAAAA